This is a messenger RNA of Tribolium castaneum (red flour beetle), 591 nucleotides long. RefSeq lists its product as uncharacterized. The record is from RefSeq and is a predicted model, not a curated record. Gene Ontology annotation, cellular component: cytoplasm. The coding region runs from base 96 to 518 and encodes 140 amino acids. The transcript is spliced from 3 exons. NCBI's taxonomy places the organism in Eukaryota, Metazoa, Arthropoda, Insecta, Coleoptera, Tenebrionidae.
AGUUGGUGCCAUUUAGGUUAGGUUAGCAUAACCUCACAAAAUUCACGUUUUUAAUUUUUCUUAUCACAAGACCGGAAUUCUCGCACAAAUCAAAAAUGGUCGAGCAGCAGAGACAGAGAAUUGAGCAAGAAAUGACCAAAAUGGUCAACGAGCUCGAUUUGGAGUAUUUGCGCAAAAUGCAGGCCGACAUGCAUCGCUGCGCUGCGAAAUGCUGCGACAACCGGGAAAUCUCACUCGAAAGUGUUCAAAAAUGCGUCGAAAACUGCGCCUCGUCCGUGAACUAUGCCCAGAAUUACGUCCAAAGAGAGCUAGAACAGCUCCAAAAUAAGCUACAAAGGUGCGUUAUGGACUGUAACGACGACAUUCGGGUGAAAAUGGGGCCUAAUCCUUCGGAAGCUGAAGUUAGUAAAUAUACAGCGCUGUUUGAAACGUGUGCCAAAAACUGUGUUGAUAAACAAAUUGCAUACAUGCCCUCGCUUUUAAAACGAAUGAAAUCUGAACUAGGAAAAAAUAAGUGAGGUCGAGCAAACUAUAUAUAGUGGUUGUUGUUUUUAGUUACACUUGAAUAAUAAAACAUGUUAAAAAAAUUAA